GCUCUGCGGGAUGCUCCGGGGGAUCGCACCGUCCUCCUCACGCCUGCCGGGAGCUGAUCGCCCGGUGUGCACAGAGUCUGCUCAGUCCCGAGGCAGCUGCUUCACCUUCAAGCCUGUGAGCGAUGUUUAGGCGGUGGAGGAGAUGGGCUCGUUUCCAAAAGCCUGCAGGACGUCCUGAGUCCCAGCCGUGUCAGCGGAAGCAGGACCAGCCCUUCCUGAGUGCCGGACCCAAAGCCUCUUCUCCUCUGAUGGCUCUGUGAUUCCCCAAAAGUUGAGGGCCCACCGUGACCCACCCUGUGCUUCAGGACGAGGGCUCUGUGGCUGCUGCAGCAUGGUCCAAGCCUGCUUGGUGUGCUCCAGAGUUCAUAAGGGCAGCCUGGCAGCCCAGGCAGCUGUGGCAGACAUGGACAAGCGGGACAAGCCCAGUCCCUCUGCCAAGAAGCACGUGCGUCUCCAGGAGAGGAGGGGCUCCAACGUAUCACUGGUGCUAGACAUGAGCUCUCUGGGGAGCGUGGAGCCCAUCCAGCCUGUCUGCACACCACGGGACAUCACGCUGAAGUUCCUGAGGACAUCCAGCCACGUGCUGAGGAGACAGGAGCUCCAACAGCAUGCCCAGUGCCUGGCACAGCUCCAGGAGGAGUUUUCGAAAAUCCCACCCAACUUUGUGAAUCCAGAGGAACUGGAGAUCCCUGGACGUGCCUUCAAGGACAGAUACAAAACCAUCCUCCCCAAUCCUGAGAGCCGGGUCUGCCUGCGGAGGGCAGGGAAGCAGGAGGAGGACAGCUACAUAAAUGCCAACUACAUCACGGGCUACGCGGGGCGGCCCCGGGAGUACAUCGCCACGCAGGGCCCCAUGCUGCACACCGUGACCGACUUCUGGGAGAUGGUGUGGCAGGAGGAGGCACCCCUGAUCGUCAUGAUCACUGAGCUCCAGGAGCGCAAGGAGAAAUGUGUCCACUACUGGCCUGAGAAGGAAGGCACCUACGGCCCCUUCACCGUGCGCGUGCAGGGGCUGAGCGAGGGCGCGGAGUACGUGGUCCGGGAUCUCUGCAUCCAGCUUGAAGGAGAAUGUCGGGAGGUCAAACACAUCCUCUUCCCUUCCUGGCCGGACCAGCAAACACCCGAGUCAGCCAAGCCUCUGCUGCACCUGGUGUCCAAGGUGGAGGAGACUCUGCAGACUGCAGCCAGCCCAGGGCCCAUCGUGGUGCACUGCAGUGCAGGCAUCGGCCGCACAGGCUGCUUCAUCGCCACCAGGAUGGGGUGCCAGCAGCUGAAGGACAAGGGGGAGGUGGAUAUCCUGGGAAUCGUGUGCCAUCUCCGCAUAGACAGAGGUGGGAUGAUCCAGACGAGUGAGCAGUACCAGUUCCUCCAUCACACUCUAGCUCUCUACGCUUCCCAGCUGCCAGAGGCUGGAGGUCACUAGCACAGGGCUCCCACCAGGCUUCUAGCUCCCCACUCCAACCUCUCCUGCACCAGCCUCGGGGACACCUCCACCAAAACCUCUCCUGACGCUGCCAGGCCACAGAAAAGCAGCACAAACAUCCCUUGGGAUGAGCACAGCUGAGGAAACCCACGGGGGCUGUGGCCUUGGACCCUGGGGACGAGUGAGGUGUGGUGGGUUCACGUGAGGGGUGCACUGGGUGCUCGAGGUGGCUGUUGCUGCUGCCUCGAGGCAGAUUUCACCCAUGGAAAGAAGCUUUGGCUUUUGAGAGGUGCAAGAUCGUGAACCAGAAGAGCAAGCUGUGCAGAGGAACUGCAUGCCUGGGGAGCGCCGGGAGCGCAGUUUGCCUUUUACC
Molecule: messenger RNA, 1796 nt
Organism: Manacus vitellinus (golden-collared manakin)
Lineage: Eukaryota; Metazoa; Chordata; Aves; Passeriformes; Pipridae
Gene: PTPN7
Product: protein tyrosine phosphatase non-receptor type 7
Exons: 10
Coding region: 332-1423 (363 amino acids)
Biological process (GO): protein dephosphorylation
Molecular function (GO): protein tyrosine phosphatase activity
Source: RefSeq, a predicted model, not a curated record